Molecule: messenger RNA, 552 nt
Organism: Microthlaspi erraticum
Lineage: Eukaryota; Viridiplantae; Streptophyta; Magnoliopsida; Brassicales; Brassicaceae
Source: the annotation of a GenBank genome assembly
AUGUUUCGUGGUCGUGCUCGUGGUCGUGCUUAUGCUCGUGGGACCGUAAGAAGGACCUUACCACCGCUAGAAUUCCUGAAAAAAACAUACGAGAUCGUUGAUGAUCCUUCAACGGAUUCAGUAAUCUCGUGGGGCCAAAACGGCAACAGCUUCAUCGUUUCGAAUCCGGAAGAAUUCGCUAGGAACCUUCUUUUCAGGCUCUUGCCACCCACACCCUACACCAACUUCCGAUAUUUUACCCUAAAGCUUAAGGGAUAUGGCCUUGAAAAAGUUGAGCAGUCUGAGCAUGAAUGGGAAUUUGCCAACGAAGAUUUUGUGAGAGGCCAUCCUGAGCGUUUGAAGAACAUUAUCGAUAUCUACGAGGCGAGGCUGGAAUCAAUUCAUGACUUGCACGUCAAGCCAAUGAUUGAUAGAAUGAGAAGUUAUUGCAGAGCCGGUGGUAAUGCGGUUACAUUCUUCAAGGAGCGAAGGGAGGAAAGGUACAGGGAGUUGAGGGAGUCUAUGGAAAAAGAAGCUUUGGCAAACGCUCUUGAGCGCCAGUGCAACGUCUAG